Messenger RNA from Cylicocyclus nassatus, 966 nucleotides. The record is from the annotation of a GenBank genome assembly. NCBI's taxonomy places the organism in Eukaryota, Metazoa, Nematoda, Chromadorea, Rhabditida, Strongylidae.
AUGGAUCGCUACGAAAUCGUCAGACCCGUCGGUCAAGGUGCAUAUGGAAUCGUACUUCAGGCGAAAAGGAAAGAGGAUGGCAGAACUGUUGCUAUAAAGAAAAUGACCGUAACGUCAAGAAAUCAGCUUCAGAUACUGCGAGAACUAUGUGCGCUAAGAAAUCUUCAUCAUCCUAAGGUUCUGAAUCUUCUUGACGUCUUUUGUUCUCGUGACUCCUUGUCACUAGUGACGGAGUUUGUGACAUUUAAUCUAAGUGAUAUCAUUGCCGACUCUCAGCGGCCUCAGGAUGACCGCUUUCUUAGGUUCUUCUUCAGACAGAUUCUGGAAGGCAUCAAGUACAUCCAUUCCGUGGAUAUAAUGCACAGAGACAUGAAACCGGAAAACAUACUAAUCACCUCUCGAAACGCUGUGAAGAUUGCGGACUUUGGUCAAGCAUGCCUCUACUAUCGCGAUGAAAAGGACAGGGAAUACGAAGAAAAUGUAGCUACCCGACAUUAUCGCGCCCCCGAGCUUUUGUUUGGUUGUCGAACUUACACACCAUCUGUGGAUAUCUGGGCAGUUGGUUGUAUUUUGGCAGAGCUCAUCAACUCUUCGGCCAUUUUUUCGGGAAACAGUGAUCUAGAACAGAUCACUAGGAUUUUCUCCAUAAUGGGAACUCCCUCCGAACAGACGUGGCCCUCAUGGCAUACCAUGCCAGAUGCUGGAAAACUGAUAUUUGAAAACAAUGCGGACAUGGAGGGAUUAGAUAAAGCAGUUCACACGAGCAACCCAACACUGCUGGACCUUGUGAAGUGUCAAAUCAGUCUUGAAUCGAGCUGGAGAUGGGAAGCCGCUCAGCUUCUCUCUCAUCCAUUCAUGGAAGAAAGUAGUCAAGAAGAGGCAGUCCUGCAGUACCAACCACGCAAAUGUAGAAGCAACAUCAUGCCACGACGAUUACCGCGACUACGCAUCGGACCACAUUUUUGA